Molecule: messenger RNA, 1852 nt
Organism: Oncorhynchus tshawytscha (Chinook salmon)
Lineage: Eukaryota; Metazoa; Chordata; Actinopteri; Salmoniformes; Salmonidae
Product: alpha-parvin
Exons: 12
Coding region: 131-1249 (372 amino acids)
Biological process (GO): substrate adhesion-dependent cell spreading; cilium assembly; actin cytoskeleton organization
Cellular component (GO): cytoplasm; actin cytoskeleton; focal adhesion
Molecular function (GO): actin binding
Source: RefSeq, a predicted model, not a curated record
GCUGGAUGAAAUUCCGUUUCCGCUUUAGGGAGUGAAAACUGAUUUGAGCAGAACUGACUUGAAAAUCUAUUUAUUUCAGAGACCCACUCAACUUUUACAAUAUUGAUUGUACUUUUGGAUAAAUUGUAUCAUGGCUACUUCGCCGCAAAAGUCGCCAUCCUCUCCGUCGCCGACGACUCCGAAAUCACCCUCUUCCAGAAAGAAAGAUGACUCGUUCCUGGGAAAACUUGGAGGAACUUUAGUAAGAAGAAAGAAGGCAAAAGAAGUGUCUGAGCUCCAGGAAGAGGGGAUGAACGCCAUCAACCUGCCCUUGAGUCCCACCCAAUACGAACUGGACCCAGAAGACACCAUGCUAGAGGAGAAUGAGGUCCGCACCAUGGUCGACCCCAACUCCAAGAACGACCAGAAACUACAGGAACUCCAGAAGGUGUUGAUCGACUGGAUCAAUGAUGUGUUGGUGGGGGAGAGGAUCAUCGUGAAGGACCUGGCUGAGGAUCUAUACGAUGGGCAGGUUCUGCAGAAACUCUUUGAGAAGCUGGAGGGGGAGAAGCUAAACGUAGCUGAGGUGACCCAGUCGGAGAUCGCCCAGAAACAGAAACUACAGACGGUGCUGGAGAGGAUCAACGACUCCAUCAAGGUCUCUGCCAGGAGCAUCAAAUGGAACGUGGACUCGGUCCAUGCUAAAAGUAUAGUGGCCAUUCUUCACCUGUUGGUGGCGCUAUCUCAGCACUUCAGAGCACCAAUCAGACUUCCUGAUCACGUGUCCAUCCAAGUAGUGGUGGUUCAGAAAAGGGAGGGGAUUCUGCAAUCUCGUCAGAUCCAGGAGGAGAUCACGGGCAAUACAGAGGCUUUAUCUGGCAGACAUGAGCGAGAUGCUUUCGACACCCUGUUUGAUCACGCUCCAGACAAGCUCAAUGUGGUAAAAAAGACUCUCAUCACCUUUGUGAACAAACACUUGAACAAACUCAAUCUGGAGGUGGCUGAACUGGACACACAGUUUGCUGACGGUGUGUACCUUGUUCUGCUGAUGGGAUUGCUGGAGGGCUACUUUGUUCCACUCUAUAAUUUCUUCCUGACUCCUGAGAACUUUGAACAACAGGUGCACAACGUGUCCUUCUCUUUUGAGCUGAUGCAAGACGGAGGUUUGGAGAGACCCAAACCUAGACCUGAAGAUAUCGUGAACUGUGACCUCAAGUCAACCCUGAGGGUGCUGUACAACCUCUUCACCAGGUACAGAAACGUGGAGUGAAUAUGCUGUGUUGGGGGUGACUCAUUUUAUGGGGUAUCACAUUCAAGUUUCAAGCGUUUUUCCCCAAUUACAUGCUUCAAGGGAAGUUGUCCCUUGCAAAGAACACUACGAACCAAUUCAGGACAUUCAGCAUUGGUAUUAUCAAUAUUUUUUUAUAGAUUCCAUUAUUCCAAAUAUUUGAUGUGCUAUAAUAACUUCUACUAUUGUAUGUGCUGUUUGCGAUUUUAAAAUACACUACAUACUGUAUGCAUUUUUGUUUCUUAAAUGAAUGCAUAUUAGUCUAAGUAAAAACAGUCCUUGUAUGAUUGUUUUUUUUAAUUAUAUUUUUAAUAGAUGAAAAUUCCAUUUUUUUUUUUCUUAAUGUCAUAUUUCAAAAGGUUGAUAUUGUGAUGAAAUGUCUUCAUGUUUCCAUCACUAAAGUUAAAGUCCAUUGCUAAAGUUUCAUUUAUUUACUAAACAAAUGUUUGUUAACCUACAUUUAUUGUGCUUUUGUGGUGCACCUGACCUUCUCAUUCACUUAGCUGUUUUCUACUUUCACUAGUGGAUAAGUGCGUUUUCAAAAUAAAAAGACUGUACUGCAUGCCAUUUAUUAGGAAGACACCA